AUGGCGAAUCUGGGUGAGAGCGGCAAUGCCGUCCUCCAGACGAUUCAGGCAUCGGAGGGCGGUCGCGCACUCCGCCUGCUCAAGCAGCGGCAGGAGAUGCGCGAGCGGAUGCGCGCCGCCAAAGAGAAAAUCGAGUCCAAGGGCCUGAAGCGAAGAAAUCUGACCUUCGGCGGAUCGGCAGCCGAUCGCCUCGAGGAACAGUUCAAAAAGGAAACCGUCGGUCUCGUCACCGCGCAGGACUUCCGCGACAAGCGUGCCAAGCUCGAAGAGCAACUCCGCAUCGAGCAGCGGAGUCUGUUUCCGCAGAAGUAUCAGGAGCGCCGGCUCAUGGAGAUGCGCCUGGUGACGAGCAAGCUGUCUUUCGGCGAUGAGGACGAAGCCGACGAAGUCCUCGUCCAGGUGCUUGACGAGAAGGAGAAGGAGGCGCGGCGCCGGGAAGAGGCUGCCCAGGAAAAAGCGGCCUCCGAGCCCGCGCCAGUCACCGCCGCAGGCGCAGCACUUCGCGAGGCCUCGCCUUCUCCUCCGCAGGCUGUCCAGGAUCGCGCAGACUCGCCAGACAGCCACGAGCCGCGAGUGAAGGUCAAGAAGGAGCGCGAAGCUGCGGCGGAUUCCUCAGAGGCAGAGGAAGACGAAGAGCCGGGUUUGGUGUCCAGGAAGCGCGAGGCCGUGAAGAAAGAGCGCGUCGGCGCGGCGGAGGACGUGGAGAAGGAAGAAAAGGCGAUUCUCUUUAAAAAACGCAGAAUCGGCAAAGAUCCGUCGGUCGAUACAGACUUCCUGCCGGAUGAAGAAAGAGACGCGCAAGUGCUGGCAGAGCGGAAGCGGUUGAUUGAGGAAUACCAUCGACUGGAAGACGAGGCGAAGAAGGAGCCUCUGUGGAUUACGUAUUCGUUCUGGGAUGGAACCGGGCACAGACGACGCACGCGCGUGACCAAGGGCAGCUCCGUGCUGCAGUUUCUGGAUCAGGCGCGGAAGGAGUUGGAGAAGGAGUUCAUCGAGCUGCGCGGCGUGGGCGCCGUCGAUCUCAUGUACAUCAAAGAGGAUCUUAUUCUCCCUCAUAGUUUGACGUUCUACGACCUGAUCAAGACGAAAGCGCGCGGAAAGAGCGGGCCUCUCUUCACCUUCAACGUACACGAGGACGUUCGCAUGACGAACGACAGCCGCGUGGAGAAGUCCGACUCGCACGCCGGCAAAGUCGUCGAGCGCAAAUGGUUUGAGCGCAACAAACACAUCUUUCCGGCCUCCCGAUGGGAAGUGUUCAAUCCGAACAAGAGCUACGAUACGUACACCGUACACGGCGGAGUUCAUAAGUGGAGGGGCGUGAGCAACAGCGACAUUCGCGACGCGGUCAUCUGA
Besnoitia besnoiti is the source of this 1353-nucleotide messenger RNA. Its product is annotated as putative protein fam50a. The coding region runs from base 1 to 1353 and encodes 450 amino acids. The transcript is spliced from 6 exons. NCBI's taxonomy places the organism in Eukaryota, Apicomplexa, Conoidasida, Eucoccidiorida, Sarcocystidae. The record is from RefSeq and is a predicted model, not a curated record. Gene Ontology annotation, cellular component: nucleus. Gene Ontology annotation, biological process: chromatin organization.